Nelumbo nucifera (sacred lotus) is the source of this 1237-nucleotide messenger RNA. RefSeq lists its product as uncharacterized. The record is from RefSeq and is a predicted model, not a curated record. NCBI's taxonomy places the organism in Eukaryota, Viridiplantae, Streptophyta, Magnoliopsida, Proteales, Nelumbonaceae.
GAAGAAUCAAAAGCUCAGGUCUCUAACCCUCCACUGUCUCCGCCACCUAAAUCAUCUCAAGAAAACCCCAGGCAGUCUCAGUGAUUUGGAACUAUUUUCUAAAGAACUUAAAGGUAAGCUGGAGUAUGCCAGCCUCAGUUAGAACAUGCUUGGAGGCUUGGAACAUAUCUGGAAUGACAUAGAAGGGGAAAUUAUGCUGGUCUUCGAUUCCUUUGGCUAUUUUGUGGGCAAUUUGGGCUGUAAGGAACAGCAGGACUUUUGAUCAGAAAGCCUCCUCAGAAGCUGAGAUCAUUAACAGGGCUAUAGAGCUUCUUAGGAGCUGGUUGUCUAUACACACAGGUUUUAAAGAGGAUACAUCUGAUUGUACUUUUUUGAGGGUACCCACAUUCCCUGGUUUCUCUGCUUCUCCUAAUGGUGCAAUUCAGAUGUAUCCAAUCAUGUACCCUGCACUUGUUCCUGGCUUAAUCCUUGUGCAGAAUCAGGAACGCACUAACCAUGGUGCUGGCAUAUAUGCUGUUCCUGUUCUCCCAUCCGUGGGGCCAAUGUCUGGACUACCUUCCAACACUCUUAUUCCCCUUACGUACAAUCUACCAACAAGGACAGCUACACCUGAGGGUGGAGCUGUAAACGAGGAGCAAGGACAAGAGGGACUGCAACAACAUGCCCCACAAAGACAGGUUGAGAGGAGAUUUCAGUUUGCUUUUCAGAUUGACUUGUUGCUCAUACUGAAGCUGGCAGCUGUGAUUUUCGUGUUCAACCAAGAUGGAUCAAGACAAAGACUCAUUCUUCUUGUCUUUUUUGCUUUGCUGGUGUAUCUAUACCAGACUGGGGCCCUUAUGCCACUUAUGCGGAGGCCAGUAGCACCUCCACAACCACGACCUGUUAGAGAUGAGAAUGGCCCUGCUCCUGUUAGAGAACAGGAUGAGAAUGUUGCUUUGGCAGAGGUACAACCUGGAGAUGAAAAUGAGAUUCAACCUCAAGAUAACGUGAACCAGCAUGUUGAAAACGAGAAUCAGCCAGAACCUGGUGCAAGGGAUGGUAUAAACUGGUGGGGGAUUGCAAAGGAGAUCCAAAUGAUUGUUGUUGGAUUCAUCACUUCCCUCCUUCCAGGGUUUCACAACAUCGAUUAAUUCUCUGUAUAGAUCACCAACUUCAUGGAAAUACAUUUAUACUUGAUUUUGGACUAAUAUUCUUUCUACCAUUUCAGGUAUAAUACAUAAUUAUAAAAAAAAAGGUA